GGGUAAUACAGAAAGUUCCUGCGGUGGUAAAGGGCUCACUGUAUUAAUAUUACUUUUACCAGUGUCUUUAGAAUGAUUUCUUUAACCUCUUGAAUGGAUUCAUGGAUAGACUGAAAAGACACUAAAUUCUGAGUAAUUUAUACAUAUUUUCAUCACAUUUAAGUCAUAGUAAAAACACACGGGGAAAAAAAUCAGAUAGAUACAUAGUUUAUGGUGCACAUUUUAGUCUGAACAAUAAGUGCAUUGUAAUUGGAAAGUGUGAGAAUAUAAAGAAACUACUUAACUACUCCUUUUUCAGUACAUAGUUAAACAGGUGUCAUGUACAAAGGUAUGAGGAAGUACACAUCCAACUCAACUACAACCACCCAAACAUUUAUUCAACAAGAUGACCAUGUUCAAUGCAAUUGCACUUACUCUCUUAGGAGCAAUUUGUAUCUCUGCACAAGGAAGUCAUAAGCUGUGUCACACUACAUCGUGUUUUAAAUCAAGCGGUCAAGUUAUUGUCACGUUUGAUGGUGAUGAACUCUACCAUGCAGACUUUAAAAAAGAAGAAAUUGUUUGGGAAAGCAGAGUCCCUACUUCUUUUCAUUUUGUUCAUGCCUACCAGUAUGCAGUCUAUGUGAGACACAUGUGUAAACACUUCCUUAAAAUAUGGAAAGGCAAAAAAUCAGCUCCUACAACUGCAGAAGUACCUGAACUCAUCGUCCACUCUAGAAAUGAUGUGAUAGAACAGAUAGAAAAUACUCUCAUCUGCUUCAUCAACCAUUUCUUCCCUCCGGUCAUCAAAACAAAGUGGACCAAGAAUGGAAUAGAAGUAGAAACAGAAGAUUCCUUUCAGGCAUUUAUUCUCAACCCAGAUGGCACCUUUCAUUUGUUUUCCACACUGAGUUUUAUUGCAAAAGACGGUGACAUAUAUGGCUGCACUGUGGAACAUGAAGCACUGACGGAACCUAAGACCGAGUUUUUUGAGGUCCACUCCAAUCAAACAGAUAAUCAUUCAUUUGUCUAUUGUGGAAUAUGCCUGACUGUUGGAUUUCUGGGAAUUGCUGUGGGAACUUUUUUUGCUGUUAAAGGAAACAAGUACCAGACAAGCUAGAACCAACAUGGAGCAUUUAUUUAGGCACUUGGGACAUUUUACACAAGAGGAAUCAUCUGUUCAUUAAAUGCAUUUUCUCUGUCAGUAUGUCUCUGCACAGAUAACAACAUGAUAUAAUAAUAUGCACUCAUGAUUAAUGUAGAAAACAAAUGGUGCAUUUUUAAGUUUAGAAAGAUUGUGCACCUCCAGUGGUGCACAUGAGUAUCAGUGUGUGGAGAUUUACAUUAGCAUCAUAAACAUAAAGUUGUGGGGAAAAAAAUUAUUAGAUCACCCCUUGUUUUCUUCCAUUUCUUUUUUAUUUUAAUGCCUGGUACAACUAAAGGUACAUUUGUUUGGACAAAUAUAAUGAUAACAACAAAAGUA
Messenger RNA from Sphaeramia orbicularis (orbiculate cardinalfish), 1459 nucleotides. Its product is annotated as H-2 class II histocompatibility antigen, A-U alpha chain-like. Gene Ontology annotation, cellular component: MHC class II protein complex; membrane. Gene Ontology annotation, biological process: immune response; antigen processing and presentation. Bases 386 to 1096 code for a protein of 236 amino acids. NCBI's taxonomy places the organism in Eukaryota, Metazoa, Chordata, Actinopteri, Kurtiformes, Apogonidae. The transcript is spliced from 4 exons. The record is from RefSeq and is a predicted model, not a curated record.